AAUGGGAUAAAUAUUUUAGAAACAUGCAACUUAGUUUGAACCAUCUCUAAUAGUUAAAUUAAAAAGCAUAACAAUGAGGGAACUUUUUGAUUGUGUAGAUACCAUAGAUAAAUAUUAUCCUUAGAAUUGUUAUUUGAAUUUAGAAUAAUUCGAUGAUAUAUUUGCAACAUUAACUGAUAAUUGUAUUGAUCUUUUUCAUAGAUUGGCUGAUUAGACUGGAGAAGAUGGAAAAUUAUCAGUUCAUACAUUUGAAGCAUUAGCUGCUUUUGCUAUAUUUAGUGGAGAGAGUUUUGAAACAAAAUGUAUGUUUGUUUUUAGAUUAUUUGAUUUUGAUUUGUCAAAUACUUUAGAAGAAUAAGAGAUGGUUAGUACAUUAUAAUGUGCAGUUAGAGCAAUGUGUAAAAUAGCUGGUUUAGUGAUUCCAUCUGUUAGUAUGUUAGAGAAAUUGGGUUAUGUUUGUUUCCAAAUGAUGGAUGAAGAUAAAAAUAAACAUGUUGAUUUUGAUGAAUUUUAUGAAUGGACUGUAUAAUAUGAUGAAUUGUAAGAGUUUAUGUUAUUAUAUUCUGGAACAUAAACAUAUUAAUAUGCAUUAAAAAGAAUGAUUAAUGUAAUGGAUGAAUCUGAAUAAUAAUUUAAUAAAUGGUUGAGAGAAUGUAAAGCACCUUAAGUACCAGCUAUUAAAUUACAAUAGAAUUUAUAUUAAAUUUAUAAGGGAAUAGAUUAAUUAUCAAUAGAUACUUUAUUUUAUAUGAUUAUAGAAUAUACAUUAAGAUCUAAAAGUAUUGGAUAAGAAGAUAGUUCAUAAUAAUAAAAAGAUCUUUGGGCUUGGAAAGCAGAUCAUAAAAAGAAUUAACAUCUUCUUUAAAAUAUAUCAGUUAAGAAGAGUGAUUAUUUGGAUAUCAUUAGAGCAUGGAAUGUAUAUUCAAUAACUGAUGUCAAUUAAUUAUCAAUUAUUAAUAUUAAAGAUCUUAAAUUACUUAUUUGGUUAUAUGAAGAUGAAGAACCAGAUUAUUUUAGAAUUAAUUAAGAAAUGUCAAUUAUAGAUACUAAUCAUAAUAAUAUAAUUGAAAGAUGUGAAUGGAUGUAAUAUUUAUGUUCUGAAGAGUCAAUGUAAAGAAGAUAAACACCAUAAGUUUUAAUGAAAAAAGUGUUUGAUAAUUAUGAUGAAGAAUAAUGUGGUUUGAUACCUAUUAUACAUAUUGAUAAAUUAUUAAGAGAUACUUUUAAAUAAUAGAUGAAAAAGAUGAAAGAUUUUAAGAGUAUUUAGAGUGUAAAUAGUUUAAUUCAAUAAUUNGACUGGAGAAGAUGGAAAAUUAUCAGUUCAUACAUUUGAAGCAUUGGCUGCUUUUGCUAUAUUUAGUGGAGAGAGUUUUGAAACAAAAUGUAUGUUUGUUUUUAGAUUAUUUGAUUUUGAUUUGUCAAAUACUUUAGAAGAAUAAGAGAUGGUUAGUACAUUAUAAUGUGCAGUUAGAGCAAUGUGUAAAAUAGCUGGUUUAGUGAUUCCAUCUGUUAGUAUGUUAGAGAAAUUGGGUUAUGUUUGUUUCCAAAUGAUGGAUGAAGAUAAAAAUAAACAUGUUGAUUUUGAUGAAUUUUAUGAAUGGACUGUAUAAUAUGAUGAAUUGUAAGAGUUUAUGUUAUUAUAUUCUGGAACAUAAACAUAUUAAUAUGCAUUAAAAAGAAUGAUUAAUGUAAUGGAUGAAUCUGAAUAAUAAUUUAAUAAAUGGUUGAGAGAAUGUAAAGCACCUUAAGUACCAGCUAUUAAAUUACAAUAGAAUUUAUAUUAAAUUUAUAAGGGAAUAGAUUAAUUAUCAAUAGAUACUUUAUUUUAUAUGAUUAUAGAAUAUACAUUAAGAUCUAAAAGUAUUGGAUAAGAAGAUAGUUCAUAAUAAUAAAAAGAUCUUUGGGCUUGGAAAGCAGAUCAUAAAAAGAAUUAACAUCUUCUUUAAAAUAUAUCAGUUAAGAAGAGUGAUUAUUUGGAUAUCAUUAGAGCAUGGAAUGUAUAUUCAAUAACUGAUGUCAAUUAAUUAUCAAUUAUUAAUAUUAAAGAUCUUAAAUUACUUAUUUGGUUAUAUGAAGAUGAAGAACCAGAUUAUUUUAGAAUUAAUUAAGAAAUGUCAAUUAUAGAUACUAAUCAUAAUAAUAUAAUUGAAAGAUGUGAAUGGAUGUAAUAUUUAUGUUCUGAAGAGUCAAUGUAAAGAAGAUAAACACCAUAAGUUUUAAUGAAAAAAGUGUUUGAUAAUUAUGAUGAAGAAUAAUGUGGUUUGAUACCUAUUAUACAUAUUGAUAAAUUAUUAAGAGAUACUUUUAAAUAAUAGAUGAAAAAGAUGAAAGAUUUUAAGAGUAUUUAGAGUGUAAAUAGUUUAAUUCAAUAAUUGAAAGUUGAAUUUUUGAAAUAGGUUAAAAAGAAUAAUUAAUCUCAUUUUGAUUGGCAAUCAUACUAUCAAUUCUUAGUUGAAGCUACAAAGACUCAUUCAUCACUUAAUAAGUUAUUGAAUUUAAAUCGUGACUGA
Molecule: messenger RNA, 2510 nt
Organism: Paramecium pentaurelia
Lineage: Eukaryota; Ciliophora; Oligohymenophorea; Peniculida; Parameciidae
Source: the annotation of a GenBank genome assembly